AUGAUGUCCUGGAUGAAGCUCAUGUUGUUUGCUGUCAUGAUGGUGCUCGUUCCUUGGCUUGUUGGUGCCAUUGGUGUGCGAGGAGGAACCGACGAGACGUUGUCGUUGGAUCAAGAUGCGUCAAUCAAGACGCCCGAUCGUUCGUUGGAGCAACCACCUCGUCUUCUCCGAGGAGUCAACGUCAAUGGCUACACGAACUUCACGUUCGUUUGCGAAAACCAAGCGGAUCGCGUUCGUAUCGUCGGAGCCAACGAUCGCGACAAACGCGUCAAGUGCCGCAACCGUCCUACUCCAGAAACGGACAGGGUCUUUUGCCGUCAGUUCGACAUGGACACCCGCAUUUUGGUGUGGCACAUCUGCCCGAUGAUGUGCUCGUACUCGCAGUGCAGCCAAGGAUGUGUCAACAAUGCGACGGAUGGAUUGCUCGAGGUGUUGGAUGGUCGAAGCCGAAAGAAGACAGUGCAGUGCGACGACAAACCUGGUCGAAACUCCCGGUUCUGCCGACAGUUCGAUGCUCGUAGCGACGUGCCAGUCUGGCAAGUGUGCCCUUUGAUGUGUCCUCACCUGUCUGGGUGCAACUAG
Seminavis robusta is the source of this 582-nucleotide messenger RNA. Lineage: Eukaryota; Bacillariophyta; Bacillariophyceae; Naviculales; Naviculaceae. The record is from the annotation of a GenBank genome assembly.